AGGUGAUUAAAGUAAUAGCUUACUUUGCAACAAUGGCUAUAAAGAUGUCAUCUUCACCUAAAGUGGAAGGUCCGGAGGGAAAAGCUUCUAAUUCUAUAAAAAAUUUUGUACAAAAUUUGGGAGGGACUACACCUAUUAAAAGUGUACUUAUAGCUAAUAAUGGUAUAGCUGCUGUAAAGUGCAUUAGGUCCAUCCGAAAAUGGUGUUAUGAAGUUUUCGGAGAUGAACGUGCCGUUAAAUUUGUAGUGAUGGCCACGCCUGAAGAUAUUGAAGUCAACUCAGAAUAUAUAAAAAUGGCGGAUAGUUACGUGCGCGUUCCUGGGGCUUCGAACUGUAACAACUACGCUAAUGUUAAAAUAAUCUUAGACAUAGCUCAAAAGAGUAAAGUUCAGGCUGUGUGGGCUGGUUGGGGCCAUGCUUCUGAAAAUCCCAAGCUACCGGAGUUGCUUAAAGGUCACGGCAUUAUAUUUAUUGGCCCUCCAGCCAGUGCUAUGGCCUCUUUGGGCGAUAAAAUUGCGUCAACCAUAGUUGCACAGUCCGCCGGCGUGCCUACUCUCCCAUGGAGCGGGUCUGGCGUGACUAUCCCACUGAACACAAACUCUUCCAGCGUCGAGCAACCGUUUACAAUCCCCGAAGAAGUUUACAUGCGCGGAGCGGUCUCCAGCGUGACCGAGGGGCUUGCGUCUGCGAGAAGAAUCGGCUUUCCAGUGAUGAUCAAAGCCUCUGAGGGCGGCGGUGGCAAAGGGAUCCGCUUAGUAGCCAACGAGGACGACUUCAAGUCCCUCUUCGAACAAGUUCAGCUGGAGGUGCCUGGCUCUCCGCUUUUUGUGAUGCAGCUCGCCAAGCGGAGCCGACAUCUGGAGGUGCAGCUUCUUGCGGAUCACUACGGAAGCGCCAUCGCUCUUUUUGGGCGCGACUGCUCCGUCCAACGACGCCACCAGAAGAUCAUCGAGGAGGCACCUGCCACCGCCGCGCCCAGAGAAAUUUUCCAUCAAAUGGAGAAGGCGGCUGUACGGCUGGCGACUCUUGUAGGCUACGUGAGCGCAGGGACGGUGGAGUAUUUGUUCGACGAGGUGACGAGCAACUUCUACUUUCUGGAGCUGAAUCCACGACUGCAAGUGGAGCAUCCCUGCACGGAAAUGGUCUCCGACGUCAACCUUCCUGCCGCGCAGCUGCAGAUCGCCAUGGGAAUUCCACUCCACCGCAUGAAGGACGUCCGCCUCCUCUACAACGAGCAUCCUUGCGGGGUAGGCCCCAUCGACUUCGACGAUAUUUCACGACGGAAACUGCCUCAUGGUCACGUGAUUGCCACUCGAAUCACUGCAGAGAAUCCAGAUGAGGGCUUCAAGCCCUCAAACGGGUCGAUGGCCGAACUGAAUUUCCGCUCCUCCACGAACGUGUGGGGCUAUUUCUCAGUAACCGCGUCAGGCGGACUGCACGAGUAUGCGGACUCUCAGUUCGGGCACGUGUUUGCUUGGGGAGAGGAUCGCGAACGAGCCAGGCAAAAUCUCGUCGUGGCGCUCAAGGAAAUCUCGAUUCGGGGCGAUUUUCGAACGAUCGUGGAAUAUCUAAUCAAACUUCUCGAAACAGACGAUUUCAUAAACAACCAAAUCGAUACCGGCUGGCUCGACGAGCUGAUCCGAAAAAAAAUCAAAGCCGACAAACCGGAUAAAAUGACGGCUGUUGUAUGCACGGCGGUGCACAUGGCCUCCCUCCGUCUCAAGGCCCGCGUGGAGUCUUUUUCACGUUCGCUAGAAAAAGGACAAAUUGGAGACUAUAAUUUGCUCUCGACGACAAUUCAGGAGGAGAUUAUCUACGAAUCAGAAAGGUUUAAGUUUCAGGUUUCGGCAAUGGGCCCAACCGUGUAUAUUGUUGCACUGGCUGGAAGGGAUGAAUACUUGGAACUCGAGCUUCAAAGGCUAAACGACGGAGGCUCGCUUAUUCUCUUGAAUAACCAGAGCCACAUACUCUACAUGAACGAUGAAGUGGACAAAUACCGCAUAGUUUUAGAUGGCAAAACCGCGCUUUUUCUAAAGGACAAUGAUCCGUCUGUGGUCCGGGUUAACUCCCAGGGGAAACUGAUGCGCUAUCUCGUUCCAGACGGAAGUCGCGUGAAAGCGGGCCAGUCAUUCGCCGAGUUUGAAGUCAUGAAGAUGAUUAUACCGCUGAUCUCUGAGGAGUCCGGCAUCCUGCGCUACUCUCUUCCAGCGGGAUCGAUUCUUAAGAACGGGGACAUUGUGGCAAAGUUGCUACUAGACGAUCCAGCCAGUAAAAAGACCGUUACCACUUAUUCCGGCCGUCUGCCAGGCUACACUUCUUCCUUAGAGGGCUCCAAAAUUCAUGAAAUCAAAAACAACCGUUAUACGGCGUUACGCUAUGUCAUGGACGGAUAUUCAUGCCCGGAGCCGUUAUUUUCAAAAUAUAUUUUCGAAACCUUCCAUGAACUUGUGAAAGCUUUGAACGAUCCUGCAUUACCGCUUUUGGAAAUACAAGAGGCCCUCUCGUCUCUGGACGGGCGCGUCCCCGCCAAUGUGGAAGUCACCAUCAACGCCGUUCUGGCGGAUUACGCCAACAGUAUCGGCAGUGUGUUCGCCACUUUUCCAACGCAGGCUGUUGCUAGUGCCCUCGAUCGGCACGCCUCAACCCUCAGAAAGGGCGAAGACGACCAAUUUUUUGCCACCUUCACGCCGCUCAUUCAGCAUAUCCUCAAAUAUAGAAACGGUAUUGAAGGCCACUGCAAGACCACGUUGUUGGAAUUGGUGGAGCAAUAUUUCUGCAUUGAAAGACUUUUCUGUCAAGAAACGUUUGAAGAUGGUCUUAUUAAAUUGCGAAAGCAUGAACGAAGCGAAGUAGACAAACUCGUUAAAAUUGCGCAGAGUCACUGGAAUGUGGCCAACAAAAACGUGAUCGUCCUGAAAAUAUUGGACUAUUUAUGUGGAAGCGACGGCGCUUUCUUGUUGGAGGAAGAUCGAAAUUUACUGAAACAGUUGGCGUCGCUAACUCAAAAGGAGAACAGUCUUGUGGCGGCCAAAGCUAGGAAGAUCCUCAUCCAGUCGACCAUGCCUUCCUUCCAGCGGCGUUAUCUCGAUAUGAAACUUUACUUACAGGCAGCCGUGGAGAGCACGGGCCAAUCUAGCUUGAAAGCCAUGCAGCUAUUGGUCAAUCAAUCCGGCGCCGUAAUGGACACCCUGACUGCUUUUUUCGGGCACGAGGACUCCGCCAUCCGACUGGCAGCCCUCGAAGUCUACGUCCGCCGGGCCUAUCGGGCUUAUUCCUUGCAGGCUCUCCAGAACAUUGUGAUCAAUGGCUGCAAUUUAGUGCAAUGGAACUUUUUUUUCCCGCCCAACCACCCCGAGCUGUCCCUCGGCACCAUCGACUCGCUUAACGAGGAAGUUCUUUCUGAGUCAAUCGGGGGUGCUAGACAACAAUGCUGUGAGAAAACCACGCGGGAGUACGGCUUCAUGGUUGCCUUUGAGCAACUCGAGCAGGCUAGUGAGCACAUGCCUGUUAUUUUAGAGCAUCUCAUGGGCUACAGUAAUAGUGAGGAGUCUUUUUUCUGUCCCCAACGAAAUCUCCUCUACGUCACCUUGACAGCUAUUCCUCGGGCAAAGGACAUGGAGGACCCAGAGCUACUGGCCCUCCUCACUCCAUUCGUUCAGCUCUUCAUAGAGACUUUUGCUCAGAAAAGCGUCCGGCGUAUCACUUUUAUCGUUGUCUGCCAGAAAAUGUUCCCGAAAAUAUUCUCUUUCCGAGCCCACUUGCACUACUGCGAGGAUGCCAUUUAUAGGCACAUCGAGCCGGCAUUGGCGUUUGAGCUUGAACUGUACCGAAUGCGAAACUACACCAAUCACUAUGUGCCCACCAGCAACAAAAACAUCCACUUAUAUUUCUCCGAGUCCAAGGAAGGUUCCGGUCUGCCCUCUGCCCACGACAGGCGCUUCUUUAUACGGAGUAUUAUAAGGCACGCUGACUUGAUCUCCAAGGAAGCCUCAUUGGAGUACUUUUUGAGUGAAGGCGAAAGGCAGGUGGUGGAGUCUUUGAAUGAACUGGAAGUUGUUUUUGAGGAUCCGCGAUACUACAAAACGGACUGCAAUCAUUUGUUCCUUAACUUUGUGCCAGUUAUUUCAUUGGACCUUGACCCGCUGCUCGAAGUUUUGAAGCAACUUAUCCUCCGUCACGGCCGUCGCUUCUGGAAAAAUCGUGUUCUCCAAGCGGAAAUAAAACUCGUGGCGAGGCUCCAUAGCGACGAGAUAGCCACUGUCCUCCGCCUAGUCGUGAAUAACGAAUCGGGUUACGACCUCCGCUUCUAUGUAUACGCGGAGAGGUCUGAUGAUGGCGCUGGCCGCACCAAGUUUUAUUCGCUGAACCGCAGAAAUGUAGGGCCGUGGGAAGGGAAGGACGUGUCUUCUCCGUACGUCACUAAAACGCAGCUGCAGCGGAACCGCUUUAUAGCACAAAGCAACAACACCACUUACAUUAGAGACUUUCCCGAGCUAUUUAUGCAGGCCGUCCGCCUCCAAUGGCAGAGAUCCCGACCCGCGUGUGCCAUGCCGGCCUCCUUCUGCGAGUUUACCGAGUAUACUCUCGAUGACGUUAAUAGCCUCGUCGAGACUGGCAGCCUACCCGAGCCGCCGCUAAUCGGUAUGGUCGCCUACAAACUGACCUUUCGCACUCCAGAAUAUCCGGAUGGCCGCGAGGUGAUGCUUGUUGGCAAUGACAUCACGCACCGCAUUGGCUCGUUUGGCCCCAGGGAAGACCUUUUGUUUUUGAAGGCCUCCGAACUUUCCAGAAAACUCGGCAUUCCCCGCAUUUACAUCUCUGUUAACUCAGGUGCUCGAAUCGGAUUAGCCCGAGAAGUUCUGGAGCAAUUCAGAGUUUGUUGGGUGGACGAGAAGCAGCCGUCUAAGGGCUUCAACUAUCUUUAUGUCACUCCCGCGGCCUACGAAUCACUCAAGGGCAGCAACUCCAUUCUUGCGGAAAAGCUCCUGGAGAAUGGCGAGGAGCGCUACGUGAUCACUGAUGUCAUUGGCAAGGAGGACGGUCUUGGUGUGGAAAACCUCCACUACUCUGCACUUACUGCCGGCGAGACAUCGAGAGCCUACGACGAAGUUUUUACGCUCUCCAUCGUUUCCUGCCGGUCUGUCGGGAUUGGCGCCUAUCUUGUCCGACUUGGCCAGAGAGUCAUACAGGUGGAGGGCUCCAGCAUUAUUCUCACCGGCUCGGAAGCGCUAAACAAGAUGUUGGGGUCCAGAGUCUACUUAUCUAAUACGCAGCUUGGCGGCACUAAAAUUAUGUAUCCCAACGGCGUCACUCACAUCGUCGUUCCUGACGACUUUGCCGCCGUUACGAAGACUGUGGAUUGGCUGUCGUAUAUUCCAGACAGAAGAAACGCACCGCUGCCAAUGGCAUUGCCCCCUACGGACCCGUACUACCGUCCUAUCGAUUUUACGCCCACCAAGGCCCCGUAUGACCCUCGGCACAUGAUUGCUGGAGUUGUCCAUCCGUAUAAUCCCGACGAGUUUGUACACGGCAUGUUCGACAAGGGUUCUUGGAUGGAAACGCUGGGUGGAUGGGCGUGUACGGUGGUCACUGGCAGAGCGCGAUUGGGCGGCAUACCCGUAGGAGUCAUUGCCGUCGAGACAAGAAGUGUGGAAGUAAUGUAUCCGGCAGACCCAGCCAGUCCCGAGUCGGAGGCUAAAGUUGUGGUACAACCGGGACAGGUGUGGUUUCCGGACUCCUCUUUCAAGACGGCGCAGACUAUUCGCGACGUUAAUAAUGAACAGCUUCCUUUGAUUAUACUCGCUAAUUGGAGGGGCUUUUCUGGUGGAAUGCGCGAUAUGCACAAUGAAAUACUGAAGUACGGCGCACAGAUUGUAGAUAGCCUCAAGGACUUUCGGCAGCCAGUGUUGGUGUACAUCCCGCCCGCCGGCGAGCUUCGGGGAGGGGCUUGGGUGGUCGUAGAUCCGGCCAUCAACCCGGACAUGGUGGAGAUGUACGCUGCUGAGGGCGCACGAGGCGGUAUUCUCGAGCCCGAAGGCACCGUGGAAAUAAAGUUCCGCCGCGCGGAGCAGCGAAGGAAAAUGAUGCAGCUCGAUUCGGUUUACAAGGAAUUAUUCCUUAAAAAAGAGUCUCUGGAAAAGUCUCCGGGAGGGCCGGAGAACGAACUGGAGAAGUGCAAGAGCGAGUUGACUGCAAGAGAGCAGGAGAUUGGCCCUAUAUACCACCAGGUGGCGACCCACUUUGCGGAUCUGCACGACACCACUUCUAGGAUGAGAGAGAAAGGAGUUAUCUCGAGAAUUCUGGAGUGGAAGACUUCAAGAGAGUAUUUAUACUGGAGACUGAGACGUAGAAUCCACGAGCUCGAGGUCUACAGAAGACUAAAGAAUGCGAAUGGCACGCUAGCACAUGGGCACGUGAUAUCUAUGCUAAGGCGUUGGCUGGUAGAAACUACAGGAGAUGCUGGAGCGGACCUCUGGAACAGCAACAAAUUGGUCGUCCAUUGGUUCAGUGACUUUAAAGAUGUGAUUGAUAGAAACAUAACGGAAGUACAAAGGAGCCUCCAAGAGGGGCUGAUAGAGUCCAUGUGCCUGGAAGACAAGCAACUUGCCUGCCAGACGAUCAUUUCUCUACUCAAGCACGUGACUCCCUACCAAGCCGAGCAGAUUUCCUCGGUUCUUAGUCGCUUACGGGCGGCAUGAAGCCUUCGAAGUGGAUCAAUAUUUACUAUAAUACGUGUGUAUACGUUGGGUUAACUUUAAUAGUAUCAAUUAAUAAAAAGCG
This is a messenger RNA of Zophobas morio, 6780 nucleotides long. RefSeq names its product acetyl-CoA carboxylase 2-like. Bases 33 to 6698 code for a protein of 2221 amino acids. Gene Ontology annotation, cellular component: mitochondrion. The record is from RefSeq and is a predicted model, not a curated record. Lineage: Eukaryota; Metazoa; Arthropoda; Insecta; Coleoptera; Tenebrionidae. Gene Ontology annotation, biological process: fatty acid biosynthetic process. Gene Ontology annotation, molecular function: metal ion binding; ATP binding; acetyl-CoA carboxylase activity. The transcript has 55 exons.